CUCCUAUGGCGCAAUCGUGAAGAAUUUUUGUUUGCACUCGUGUGAACUAAUAACUGAAUUUUCUUUCAAUAAUCCUUAAUCGAAACACACAAAUAUGCCUUCCGAAGCGGCGAAGAAACGUCAAGCAAAGAAAAAAGCUGCUGCUCAGUCUAGAGGAAAGCCAAAACCGGCCGUCCAAGCGACAGAAAAUGGUGUUGAAAGUUCGAACGGAACUGAAAAUGGCGCUGGUGUGAAGUUGGAUUUAUCGAACCGCUCAUGUACCGGCGUUUUGGCAUCUCACGAACAGUCGCGGGAUGUGAAGAUUGAAAAUUUCUCAAUUACUUUCCAUGGUGUUGAACUUUUAACUGAUACAAAACUUGAAUUGAAUUGUGGCCGAAGAUACGGUUUAUUGGGAUUAAAUGGAUGCGGUAGGUUCUUCAUGUUCCUUUGAAAAUAUAUAUAUAUUGGUUCCUUUAGUUUUACUAAGUUUAAAGUAUUCUUUCUGAAUAGAAUCACUCAUUUCAAAGAAAUACCAAUUGAUUUGAAUAACUCUUUUCGUUGCGGUGAAAUGAAAAUAUAAGGAACAGACCCAUAUAUAACAAUUUUUCAGUGAAUUGAUCGUGACGAAUGUUUCAAAAUCGGAACGGAAGUAUUCAAGAAGAUAUCAAUUCCUUACUACGAUAUUACGCAGAAACUCAAGUCAUUAACAGAAAAAUCUACCCUUUUUAAAUGCUUUUUUCUCAUGAUAUUUGGAAUCAAUUUUGGUAUCAAGAAAUACUUUGAAUUGGAGAGAUUGAUGAAACAACACUCUUCCAGUAGGAGGUAAAAUCAUAACUUUCCGACAGAGAAAAAAAAAAAAAAAGCGGGAUAUUUUUUUUUCAUCGAGUCAAAUGGCCAACAAUAAUGUGUGAUUACCAUCAUUUUUACCUCAUUUGCACUAAAGUUAUGGACUGUUAAACUUUUAUUAUGAAGUGGAAUACAAAUGUUUACAAUUUACUUGAGUAUACAUGUUUUCUUGUCAGAAUCAAUCAACUCGUGGUCAUUCCUAAUACUAAAAAAAAUUAUCGUUUGUUGAUCAAGGAGUAUGAACUAUGAAACAACUUUCCAUUUCAACAUGAUUUCUUGGGUUACUUAAUUCCAGAUAGUAACAGUAGAUCAAGAAAAGACAUUCUGGACUGAUGAAUAUUUUAUGUGCAAAAUUAAUCACUAGAUACACUUGUGAAGAUCAGUAAUGUGAUGGUUAUAAAAAAUCUUUAGUGAAAAUGUAGCCUAUGAGGUGCCUUUCUUUUUCUUUAGAAAUUUUUAUGUUUUGAAAUUUAUCAUGUAAAAUAAAAACCAUGCUUGAAUGUCUGUUUAAUUUUCAUGUGACUCAAAAACUCUGCACAUUUUAAAGUUAUGUUUGGCUAUAAACAAACUUACGGAAUUUACUUGUACAUGUGUAAUUAACCCUUUAAACCUUAAGAAUGAUGAGCAUCUAAUUUCUCCUUUAAGUUACACUCUUAAGUCAUUCAUUUACAUCAUGAGAAUAAAAGAAAUGAUUAACAAGCUAUGAAGCUUCAAUCAUUAAACCAAUUCUCUUUCUCAGUACUAAGGGCAGUAAAUGUACAGUAUAAAGAGGAGUGUGUAGAGUAUAGACACUCAUGUUAUGGUGUUAAGGGCUAAAUGAACAUACUUCAUUGGUUAGAUAAUUAAUAACUAUAAAAUUUUGGUAUUUUGAACAGGUAAAUCCACCAUGUUGGAGACAAUAGGAAGCAGAGACAUUCCAAUUCCUCAGCAUAUUGACAUAUUUCAUCUUAAGAAUGAGAUGGAAGCCUCUGACAAGACAGCUCUUGAGUGUGUCAUGGAGGUUGAUGAGGAGAGGAUGAGACUUGAGGCUGAGGCUGCAGAACUCACCAAACUUGGAGAUGAGGGUAGUGACAGGUAUGGUUUUGUUGCAAUUUUAAUCUAAUUUUUAUUGUAUCAAAAGUGCUUCUGAUAAGAUACCUUCCUAAUGACCCAAACAAAACCUUGAUGGUGAGAUAUCCGGUAGCAUCAGUAACCCAUGUUCUAAAGAGAAUUUUCCCGAUUGAAAGGCCAAAAUGUUGAAAUAAUUGAACAAUGGAUUUGUUGGGGUCUGUGUUGUUUUCACAGAAAAGAGAUUUUGCAUCAUAUACUCAGUGCACUUUCAAUAAAGUAUAAGCAUUUGACACAGAAUUGUGCAUGUCUCCUGAAAUUGUUGUGGAACAUAAUGCCAGUCAAGGGGUAAUCAUUUUUUUUCGCCGUAUGCAAAGGUACACUAUAUACAAAUGAAUGACAAACUGACAUUUUGCAUAUAUACUCAGUGCCUCAUCUAUGGAACAUAAUGCCAGUCAAGGUACAUUUAAAGGUGUACACUACAUAUAUGGGUUUUUUCUUUAAGGUUUUAAAUAGCCAAGAUCUGGGCUUCAAUACCUGUUGAAGAUAUUUUUUUUGUACCAUGCUGGUGACAAGGCAAUUCAUCAUCUUCAUUUCAAAAUUGAUUUGCUGGUAUGUAAAAAUGCAGUAUAAAUUGUGCAACACCAUAGGUGCUUGAAAUUAUGUAUGGUCUCCACAGAACAUUAUUUUGCUUUGAAUAAGUAAGAGAAAUAAGCCAGAAAUAUUCUUUCAUCUAGAUUAAUGGAUGUCUUUGAACGACUUGAAGACCUUGAUGCGGACAAGGCAGAAACUAGGGCUGCUGAAAUUCUUAGUGGGUUAGGAUUUACACCUUCCAUGCAGCUGAAAAAGACAAAAGAUUUCUCUGGAGGCUGGAGGAUGAGAAUCGCUUUGGCACGAGCUCUGUUUGUAAAGCCAACUCUUCUUUUGUUGGACGAGCCUACAAACCAUCUGGAUUUGGAUGCAUGUGUAUGGCUGGAAGAAGAGCUGAAGAGGUGAGUUGUUUUAUGAAAUGUUACAAGUGAAAAUUGAGACCUGCCUCCUAAAAGAUGAAUAAAUGAUGAAAAUAUUGAACCUUAAAAUAUUACUUGUUAUGAAUUCAACUGCUGGAAUAAUGCAGCUCCUUCAAAGUUCUUCUUGGUGUCGUUCAGUCUAGGAAUGGAGCACUAUUUAUUCUGCUGUGUGAUUGGUCCAUAAAACUAAUCCCAUCUUCUCAACCAAUCAAAUUCAAAAUUACAUCAGAUUGUGACUUGGGCACUCAUAUAUUAUGGCUCUUCACACAGCCUGUUCAAAUCAUUGGCUUGCUGCAAUAUUUUUGUUCCCUCUGGAUAAUCCUUUAACUCCCAAGAUCUGAUUGUUAAUUCUUCAUUCUAACUACAACACACUUUCUUGUAAACGAGGAAGGAGAAUUUUGUGUUAGAUCAAGAUAAGAACUUUUACCUGAUAAGCUUAAGUAUUCUCAUUACCUGUUUGCAUGGUAUUGUAUGGAUGUUUAAGGGAGAAAUAACUUUUAAAUCACUUCUGGGAGUUAUAGGGUUAAAAAAUAGAUUUCAUGUUGCUUUGGGUUUGUUCUGCAACAGAUCACAGAAGAAGUCAAUUUGUAGUAAGAGCAUCAGAGAACACCUAGUUACACUUCAUAUGCCACUUUCUUGCUCUUAGUUACCUAUUUUUAUGUCAUCUGUGAUCUAUUGCUGAGCAGACACAUGGCAACAAAAAGUCUACAUGUAUUUUUUAAAUACACAUUAACAAGUCAGACCACUGUUUCUAAAUGACUUUACAUAUACACGAGAAAAACCCCAAUUCUAUUUUAAAAUAUUAUUUAUUAACUUUCAUAAAGAUGAAACAUCAACUGAAAUAAGUCAUUCAAACAAAAUUGUUAGGUUAAGCUUAAUGAAGAACAUUAAGUAUAGAAUAACCAGUAUGUGUAUAGCAAUCCUUUUUGUUGUCGGAUUCCCUGCAGCUACAAGAGGAUAUUGGUGAUGAUAUCACAUUCACAGGACUUCCUCAAUGGGGUGUGCACUAACAUUAUCCACAUGCAUAAAGGAAAACUUGUGUAUUAUGGGGUAAGAAUGAUCAUACAUUGUAGAUUAUAACAGCACCUUCAUUAGAGUGUAUGGAGGGCAGAAUGGCACAGUCUGUGAAACCUGUACAAUUCUGCACAAUUCUUAGAAAUCUGUAAAGUCCCACACAAUACUUGCGGAUUAUUUUCCUCAUAGUAAUUCUACAAAAUAACAUUUUGCUGUUUGUAUCAGAGAUCUCAGGAAUUUUUUUCACCUUCUAGGCCUUUCCUCAAUGAAAAUAACUUAGUUACUUUCAUCAAAAAUCUAAAAGAGCUUUCUCUUAAAUGAGUCUUGUACAGUCCUGAAGGCAAAAACUUGAUUUGACUGAAAAGCACUCUGUCAGAAGGCAUGACAUUGAUAGCAUUUUAGUGAAAACAUUAUUUUUCUGUAUUUAUUGCCUGUGAGGAUUUCUUGUGACUUCAUACAGAUAUUAUGGCAAAAGAAGUAGAUGUUGUUUUUAUGUUGUAAACAAGGAGGCUAAUUCCUGUCUUCAUUUUCUUAGUGUGUGACCUUAACCCUCUAACCCCUAGGAGUGACCAACAUCUAAUUUCUCCUUUCAAUAUCACUACUGAAUCACACAUGGACGUCAUGAGAAUAAAGUAAAUGAUCACCAACUAAAGAAACUCUUGAUUGUUAAACAAAUUCUCCUUGUCAGCACCUUAGCAAAUGUAUAGAGAAUAGUAUGGAGAAUUUUAAUCCUGAUGUUAGGUUGUAAAGAGUUAAUAUUCCUAAUCAAACUUAUUAUGAAUACAGCAACAAUGUUAAAGGUAAUGGCAGUAUGAGACUUGCAAUUUCUGUCUUAGUUUUUUUUUCUGUUCUUCCAAAGGGUAACUAUGACUCUUACAUGAAAACAAGAGCAGAACUGGAGGAAAACCAAAUGAAACAGUACAGCAGAGAACAAGAUCAAAUAAAGCACAUGAAGGUAUUUACAGUAUCAAUGAAAAAUAACUUGUAAAAGUACUCUAGCAACAUUGAUCCAUUUGUACAAUGCCGUAUCUGGCUGUGGAAGGAUGAUGACCUAAAAGGCCGAGUUUUAACAGCUCUCAGUUCUACUGGGAUGCUGUGAUGGACACAAUGCCUGAAGCGAUUUACUAAAACAGCUGACUUCCUAGCCAGAUUCCAGUCAAGCCUGCAGGCAAAAAUUGCAGCUAAAGAAUUGACAUUGAUUUUAUCCAGGACUGUUCAUUUUUUAUUUUAACAAUUUGACUGCAAAGAGUAAGUAGAAUGCAAUUUCUUUUUACAAUAUCACCCCUGAAUCACACAAUAAGGUCAUAAGAAUAAAAGAAAUUGUCACAAACUCAAGAAGCUCUUGAUUAUUAAACAAAUUCUCCUUGCCAGCACCUUAGGAAAUGUAUAGAGAACAGUAUGGAGAAUAUGCAUACUGAUGUUAGGGUGUAGAGGGGUUGAGCAGUUUCUUAAAAAUAGACUUUUGAGGCAAAUGUUAUGUUAAUAGUCAGUUCACAUUACUUAUCUGGCUCAAAACUUUAAAUGGAUUAUCGUCAAUGUAGCUUUAACCUAAUAAAGUAUGAAUUAACUUUUAACAAAAUUCAUCUGCCUCUAGCUCCCCUAUCAAACCCUGAUACCCUCUCCAAAAUGCAUGGCUUGCCAGAAAUGGUUCAAAAAAUUCUUUCUUUCUUUUGUUAGUACUGCUUGUACAAGAAUAUGAGACUUGUCAUUAUAAUGAUCAGUAAACCAUGCUAGUGACUGCUAUAGUUCAUUUGUUUUUCUUUUUAUGAUUGUAGGACUACAUUGCCAGGUUUGGUCACGGUAGUGCUAAGCUUGCCAGACAGGCUCAAAGCAAAGAAAAGGUCCUUAGCAAAAUGGUGGCAGGUGGCCUCACAGAAAAAGUUGUCAAAGACAAGGUAAAGAAUCGGGCCUGCAGCAUCAUACAGUACUUUGCUCUUCAUUUACCAUUGCACUCAUAUACAAGACACAAAUUGAGAUGAAAUUGUUACGACAACAACAGUUAACUGUAGUUAGUACUGAUUUACACUUUCAAAGUGAGUAUUAGGUAUUCAUGACAAUUUUAUAGGACCACUUCCAAAUUUACUAGCUUUACACAUACUGUUAACCUCUAACUCCCAAGAUUUCAUUAGUAACUCUCCUUACUGUCUGUCAGAAAGUUUUUGUGACAUUAGUUUGGAGAAUUUGGUGUUGGAUCAACUUAUAAUCCCCUAAUUGAUAUCUUUCUUUAUUCUCAUCACUUGUCUGCCUGAUAUUGUAUUGAUAUUGUAAGGAGAAAUUCUGUCUUAUGAACGGGACUUAAAGGGUGAAACUGUUGUUGGACAAUUUCAACUAUACAAGCUUGUGCCUAUGAGUGCUGAAGGAGCUGUAAUCUGCUGGAGGGAAGCAAAAAUAGGAAACAGUUAAGGUUUUUUCUCCACUGAUGUUUUUAUUCUCUCAACCAACAGGUCUUGACGUUUUAUUUUCCUGAUUGUGGAAAACUUGCCCCACCAGUUGUUCAAGUACAAACAAUGAGCUUCAGCUAUGGAGAAGAUAAGGUGAGCUACCAUGCUAUUAAAGUGUACUGCGGACAUUGUAACACUACUGUAUAUCGAAAGAGAAACUGAAAUUGCUCCUAGAAAACAUCACACUGUUAUGAUUGCAUUUGCUUGAUCCCACAAUCACCCAAUCAAAAGUCUUUACUAGUGCCUUUGUGGUGAUGAUGAUUUACGCUGAGGUUGUCCAAACCUCAGUCACUAUUACUGAGUCCAUUUCAUUCCUACCAUUUACAGAUAUAUUUUUUUAAAUUUUAUUUUCAGCCUGCCAUUUACAAGAAGUUGGAUUUUGGAAUUGACUUAGAGUCCAGAAUAGCUCUGGUGGGUCCCAAUGGAGCUGGCAAGUCCACACUGCUGAAGCUACUUGAUGGAACACUGACACCUACUGAUGGGCUUAUACGAAGGCAUAAUCACCUCAAGAUUUGUCGCUAUCAUCAGGUUUGAAUAAUUAUGAUUAAUUACAGAUGUGUCUUGAUUUUAGCUGAUGUCACAUUCCUUAUUAAGCCUAUUGUGACAAAAAAUGCUCAUGUACUUCAAAAGAGGUUUGUGUUUGUCACUGUGUUGCAUGAUUAAUUCUGAAGUUUGCCUUGUUCUUUGCAGCAUCUUCAAGACAUGUUAGAACUGGACAUGUCAGCUCUUGCAUUCAUGAUGAAAUGCUUUCCUGAAAUCAAAGAGGUGGAGGACAUGCGGAAGUCAAUAGGAAGAUAUGGACUGACAGGAAAACAACAGGUCGGUAAACACGGUGUUUAUAUGGCCACCACCUUAGAGCUUCUUUGUAUUACAUAUGAAACUUAAGAAACUUGUACUAUCGAGUCUUAGACACCUAAACUCUUGAGAAUACGAGUAUAAAAAUCAUCAGAUUAAAAUUACUAGGAGAAAGCAAUUUUUAUGUAAGCUGCAUCGCGCACGUAUUUUGAUUGGUACUUCGUUAUAAUGUUUUAGAGGACAGACGUAGGUCUGUUCACUGAAAUAUUUCAGAAGUUCCAAGUCAGUGACAUACUCGGCUGUGCCUCGUGUGCGAAAUCUUUUUUUGCUCACUGCAUUUUGACGUCAUGUGUGAUCUAUGAUACUGAACGGACAAAUGGUAGCAUGGAGUGUAUUAAAGUAGACGUUCUGAUAUUCACAAUUUCACAAUUUUAAAUUAAGAUUGUUGAAAGAAGGAAUAUGUAAGACUAGAGGAGAAGCUUAACUAAAACAUCCGCCUUACACUGUACACAAUGAUUGCUGAGCAAUGUUUAAAUAAGCAAUGAGCGAGGCUCUCAAUGUGGUGGUCUUGAUGAAAGCUCUGUCAGGUCAUAGUACUGUGUUGUAUGGUAAUUUGGUUUCACCAAAUGAGUUGAUAAUUUUAAUUUUUUACCGUGGAGGGACCUAAAGCUGGCGUUUUGAGCGAAAGGCAACUUCUCGAGACGUCAGCUUUGUAAUUUCUUUACUACGGCAAAUGUACGUUAUCAACUCGAGCUCGCUGAGACGAAGGGCUCACGCUUAAAACGUCACCUCAAAAAAAUCUUUACGGUGGCCAAUCUACAUUUUAAAUUCAGUUAAAAAUUGUCUUGUAAUACCCCCACGGAAGUUGGACCACAGUUUCUUUAAAGACUUAAGCCCUUUAUUCAUUUCUUCAGUUCGUGUGCAAGGCACUUUACUCUGUGUUGUGUUUUGGUGAGUGUCGAAACUGCAAGGGGCGAAUGGUAACACUCACUCGGGUAUUAGAUGCUUUAUUUGUCCCACGCUCGUGAAGAAUGUGUAAUUCUUUUUACCAAUAAUUUAAAAGCUUACCUGUUAACAAAAAAAAUUAUUGAUGCUAAUCAGAAGUUUUAUCUCCAAUCAAAACACAGAUUUGUCCCAUGCGUAAUUUAUCUGAUGGGCAGCGAUGCCGAGUUGUGUUUGCUUGGCUGGCCUUCCAAGCUCCACAUCUCCUGUUACUUGACGAACCCACUAAUCACUUGGACAUGGAAACCAUCGACGCUUUGGCAGACGCUAUCAACGACUUUGAAGGAGGAAUGGUGCUUGUUAGUCACGACUUCCGACUCAUAAAUCAGGUUUGAAUCUAAUCUUUUUUCGUGAAAGUCCAGAGUUAUUCAGGAUUUUAUUGGUUUACUUCAUUUCGCACUGUGAUUGAUCCAUAAAUCUCACGCCACCCUCUCCACCAAUCAGAUGCCAAAUCAAAAUCAACUGCGACUCGGCCAUACGCGUUUUCCCGUGCUUCAAGUUCUUGGUGAUAUAUUUACUUUUUGUUCUGACUGGCCUUGGAGGUAACCUCGGUCUAGGUUUUAUGACACUCAGUCGGAAAGCGCAGUUAUUAAUGAAAUUUACUUCGUGAGAGUGAAGAAUUUUUGGCAUAGAGCUCGUGUUUUAGUCGGGAAAAUCUGUUUAGAUUUUCUCGCUGUGUCGAAGUAAAAAGUGUAAAGUGCAGUUAUUAAUGAAAUUUACUUCGUGAGAGUGAAGAAUUUUUGGCAUAGAGCUCGUGUUUUAGUAGGGAAAAUCUGUUAAGAUUUUCUCGCUGUGUCGAAGUAAAAAGUGUUGUUGUACAAAAGAUUCUUAAGUUAAUCUUUGCAACUUUGUUGUAGUUUAAAUGAUAAUUUCCUUUCUCUUUAGGUUGCAAAAGAAAUUUGGAUUUGUGAGAAACAGACAAUAGCACCAUGGAAAGGCGAUAUUCUGUCAUAUAAGGAAGAACUAAAAAGGAAAGUUGCUAAGAAGUAACUUUAAAAAAAAGUAAUUACGCUAAAGAAUUAAAUAGACGCUUUUAGGUCAAUAUUAUCAAAUGAAACAAUCACAAACCUAUGUUAGUUAGCACAGAUUAUUUGCGGGUUCGUGAAUGGACCUUUAUCUGAAGAUUUGUACCUGACGUAAAGUUACAUAGCUUCAGUACAGCCCUAUGGAACUUAUUUGCCUUGUUAUUUACCUCCUGUAAGAUACUUUGGUCAUGUCGAAAUGGGAAUACCUCGUUAACAUUUGAUAGUCCAUUGAUGUCUGUGUAUAGAGAAUUGCUAGGUCUGUUCCAAAACAACCUUGAUUUGAAAUCAAUGCCUGAGUUUUGUCUUAUUGUGUUUACUGAAAUUACAACUAAAGCGAUCGUUCCUUUUUCGGAAUUCAUACGGUUUUAACGUAUGGUUUUGUGUAACCAGUAGAGGUUGCUGAUGCAUUAUUUGUAUCUCGGGAUCAGUGUGAACAACUGCGCACCUACCCCUCCCCUAACCCAACAACUGUCAAUUGCAAACAAUCUGGGGUUAAUGAUUUGUUAGGGGAGGGGUAGGUGCGCGUUGCUCAGACACUGACAUCAUCCGAAUCUCGUUCAUAAGCAUCAAAUAAUUAAGAUAAAUUUUAAAUAAAUAAGCUCUGAAAAGUUUUUUAUUUAAGCAACGAAAAGAUAUCCUUCUUUACGUUUACAAUGUAUGAAUUUUUUGUAACCUGUAGUGGUUUCUAACGCACUGUUAGAAUCUCGUUCACAUGUUUCAAAACUAGCUCGGAAAUGCAGCCCUGAAUUGCCCACCAUCGACAGUAUAUCAAAAAGUAGUUUCAACGAUAAAUGGGAAUAUUUAUUAACAGAAAUUUUUUCGUUUUCCUUUGACACGAAUACUUGAGUGCACUCCAAGAACCAAAAAUUGUUUCACAAAUAAAGUCAUAAAGUACUUCGUUUAUCUUUCACGGGCCUGCUUUAAUCGUUCUGUAAAUCUUUGCGUAUUAAUUUUCAUUUUAUAACAUGUUUUAACGAAAAGACUGUGGCGAGUUAAUUGUGUUGUGUAAGUGUCCUCAAAAACGUCCUGAAAUAUUUGGUCUUUUGUAUCAACGUCUGGAGGGAAAAUAUCUCCAAGUGUCAACAUCGAUCAGGAACAAAUAACAGAUGCUUGUGCUUGUGGCCUCUGGCUUUCAAAAGUUAUGUACCAUUUUCAUAAAGUAUGGACCAUUAAAGUAAUGGGAUGAACCAGAAGAAAAGAAA
This is a messenger RNA of Pocillopora meandrina, 10361 nucleotides long. The record is from the annotation of a GenBank genome assembly. Lineage: Eukaryota; Metazoa; Cnidaria; Anthozoa; Scleractinia; Pocilloporidae.